GAUAUUUGGUGGGAAAAACACGCAGCUUCUCCAAGUUCGGCCCACGAUGUGAUUAGCUGCAGCGCGGAUCAGUCACGCCGCGGUCCUUCCCACUGAGCUUUGACAGCGCCGCCGCACGCCUCGGCCGAGCGUUUCACCCUGCACAAGGCUUCGAAUGAGCCGCGAGAAGAGCACGCCGCGCGGUGCAGUGGAUCGGGUUUGCGGGGCGUCGAGGCAGCGGCUAAUCCUCGUCGGUGGGUUUCACAAGCUUACAGCCAACCCGGUCCUCCGAUCCUGCGAAGCGGAUGCCGCCGCCGAGGUGUAGUGCGAGAGCUUUAUUCUUGUCUGUUAAUUUUCUCACAUAAGAAAAAGAAAGGGACGAAGCUGGACAUGCUGCUGUGGCAGGCGCUGCGAGCAACUUGAGUCCGCCGGGCUGUUUACACAUCAGUGAUGAAGAAUACGCACACGCAUCUUUUCAGCUCUUUAAAACCAUGACGGAGCUUCUGGAAGGGACAGCGAGGCAUCUGAGGUAAGACGCGGAAGCAAAGGUCUUGGAAAGCGCAUCCCGCCGAUGCGCCUACAGCAGUGUGCCGCCUGGUGAGCCCCUGUAGUGAAGAACAUUAAGUAACGGAAACAAAGUUUAUGCAUUUGAAUUGGAUGCUGCGGGCUAACGGAGGGACGCAAGACUGCGGCGCGUUCUAACGACACGUAAUCUCGCAUCUGGAGCUUGCUUCAAGUUUGAGACUGCUGCUUCCGUUACGUGCAGUUUUGUUUUCCCUCCUCUUCAGUUCGGCUUGCCAUUCUCAUUUUCAGAUCGUAAAUGAAGCGUCUGGCAUCAGGACAGGGUCUAUCGUUUACGAAAAAAGAGAGGAGUGACCCCUGGCAACAGCAGCAGUCUUAGAACGGGAAAUACAGUUGUUUUGAAUUAUUUUUACUGUGAAGGCUGGGCGCAUUUUCAAGUAGAUUACGCGAGUGCUUGUUUUGGAUGUCUAUGAGACAUGCCUUGCCUGAACUUUUUCACGGCAGCAAGAUAGCAACGUUGUGAAAAUUGACAGCACAUUAAAACAGUAACAACAGCAAAACAAAACGAAGACAUCAGAGCAAGAGAAUUAAAGGUAAAGAGAGCGUAAAGGACAGAGAAGGAAGGAGUCUGCUAACCUGACAGCAACCUCGCGAUGUUCCUCCGAAAGUUACCGGGGGUGUCCGCCUCUGGGAUGGGGCUUCGUCUAUCUCAGAAAUUCGUCUUUUUGGUAUUUCUGUCCGGUUUGGUCACCCUCUGCUUUGGGGCUCUGUUCUUUCUCCCCGAUUCGGCUCGCCUUAAGCGAAUUUUCUUAUCCGGAGCGGAGACUCAGACCUUGGAAGCGGCUACUCUCGCCAAGGAGGGCAUCAGAAAGAGCGACAAGAGCCAUGAUAGCUUCAGAGACUUGACACCCGGAAAAGGGGACCCCGGCGCUCUCGGCAAGCCUAGCAAGGCAGACAAAAGCGGAGACAAAAAUCCCGAAGAGCACAACUUGCCUAAGGGACCGCCACAAAAGAUACGGCAAACGGUGGGCGCUGGACGGGAAGACAGAGGGGGGGACACGGAACCAUCUGAACGCGGCGCAUACCAAUACGACUACGACAAGUUUAGGGCAUGUCUGAAGAAGCCAACCCUGGGUGCAAAUAGAGGUAAACCGAGCGACCCCCAGAGCCAAGCAAGGAGAGCGAAAGUCAAAGAGAUGAUGAAGUUUGCCUGGGAUAAUUAUAAAUUAUAUGCCUGGGGGAAGAAUGAGCUGCGACCUUUGACCAAAAAUGGGCACACUGGCAACAUGUUUGGAGGACUCCGAGGAGCCUCCAUUGUGGAUUCUCUUGAUACACUGUUCAUCAUGGGGAUGGAGGAGGAGUACGAGGAAGCCAAGGACUGGGUGAAGGAGAACCUUGACAUGAAUUCUAAUGGAGAAGCCUCCCUUUUUGAAGUGAACAUUCGUUAUGUUGGUGGGCUGCUUUCAGCAUAUUACCUGACAGGCGAGGAGGUAUUCAGGACUAAAGUCCUUGAACUAGGGGAGAAGCUGCUGCCAGCGUUUAAUACGCCCACCGGGAUCCCACGUGGAAUUAUUAACCUGGGCAGUGGUCUGAGCUGGAGCUGGGGAUGGGCUUCUGCAGGAAGUAGCAUUUUGGCAGAGUUUGGAACAUUGCACCUGGAGUUUGUUCACCUGAGUGAAGUUUCAGGAAACCCAACAUAUAAGGAAAAGGUAAUGAACAUUCGCAAGUUUUUGAACAAAAUAGAAAAGCCCCACGGGCUCUACCCGAACUUUCUGAGUCCUGUCAGUGGAAACUGGGUUCAACACCACGUCUCCAUUGGCGGCCUGGGGGACAGCUUCUAUGAGUAUUUGAUCAAAUCUUACCUUAUGUCAGCCAAAAAAGAUGAAGAAGCCAAGAAGAUGUAUUAUGAUGCCUUGGAGGCAAUAGAAACCAAUCUGGUGCAGAAAUCUCCCGGGGGCCUCACAUACAUUGCAGAGUGGAGAGGUGGCAUACUGGAUCAUAAGAUGGGUCACCUCGCCUGCUUCUCUGGGGGAAUGAUCGCAAUCGGCGCAGCAGAUGGAGAACUGCAGAAGCGCAAACACUACAUGGAUUUGGCAGCAGAAAUCACUCACACGUGCCACGAAUCGUACGCCCGUUCUGACACUAAACUGGGUCCUGAGGCGUUCCGUUUUGAUGGCGGUGCUGAAGCCACAGCAACAAGGCUGAGUGACAGAUAUUACAUCCUGCGGCCAGAAGUGGUGGAGAGCUACAUGUAUAUGUGGAGGCUGACCCAUGACCCCAAAUACCGGGAAUGGGGCUGGGAAGCAAUACAGGCAUUGGAGAAGUAUUGCAGAGUUGACGCAGGUUUUUCUGGGAUAAGAGAUGUGUACUCAACAACACCAAACUAUGAUAACAUGCAGCAAAGUUUCUUCUUAGCAGAAACACUGAAGUAUCUGUAUCUUCUGUUCUCAGACGACGACCUUCUCCCUCUUGAAGACUGGAUAUUUAACACGGAAGCACACCCUUUGCCGGUAGUCCGCCAUAGUUGCAUGCAGGGAGAAAACAAAACACACCAGCGGCAGAAGCAUUAGCACAUGCUACUCCCAGGGGCCCUUGAUCAGUCUUUUGGGUCGAAACGCAUUUCCUUUCCAGUAAAGGACCUUGUCAUAAUGCUGAGAUUGUAUUUGUGGGCCUCCUGUCCGAUAUGGCGGACGGCGGCAUUUCAGUGGACAAUCAGAAAAUUACCAAGCACUUUUCAUUUAUCUCCUCUAUGAGGAGAACCAGUGACCCAGAGAUGGGUUUCUGAAAUAUGGGCCAUAUUGUGAAAUAAAACCACUGAGCUGCAUUUCUCAUCCAUUUUGAAGGUCUUUUUUCUGUUAGUUUACUGUUUGACCAAAGGUUGAUUUUUUUUUCCACAUGUAAACUCCUUAAAAAUGAGUGAAUGAGUGAAUAUAGCCUCUGUGUGUGUGUG
Molecule: messenger RNA, 3451 nt
Organism: Polypterus senegalus (gray bichir)
Lineage: Eukaryota; Metazoa; Chordata; Cladistia; Polypteriformes; Polypteridae
Product: mannosyl-oligosaccharide 1,2-alpha-mannosidase IA
Exons: 12
Coding region: 1155-3071 (638 amino acids)
Biological process (GO): N-glycan processing; carbohydrate metabolic process
Cellular component (GO): endoplasmic reticulum; Golgi membrane; extracellular exosome
Molecular function (GO): mannosyl-oligosaccharide 1,2-alpha-mannosidase activity; calcium ion binding
Source: RefSeq, a predicted model, not a curated record